Brachypodium distachyon (stiff brome) is the source of this 2160-nucleotide messenger RNA. Its product is annotated as folate-biopterin transporter 1, chloroplastic. Gene Ontology annotation, cellular component: membrane. Lineage: Eukaryota; Viridiplantae; Streptophyta; Magnoliopsida; Poales; Poaceae. The transcript is spliced from 9 exons. The coding region runs from base 118 to 1842 and encodes 574 amino acids. The record is from RefSeq and is a predicted model, not a curated record.
UGUUGCUCCCAGAGUACCAGAGAAAAAGAGAGAGGGUGUGACUUGUGAGCUUGUGCUUGGCGGUGCCGCGGCCGAGGCACCGGGAGGGAGACAACGCUCUCACCGUUAGGCGCCAGCAUGCAGAUGGCCUUCCGCUUCCUGCUCUCCCCGCCGACCCCUCCGCUUCCCAAUAACCCUGCCGCGGCAGCCUCCGCCUCGUCGUCCUCGUACCUAGUGCCCGCGCAACACCGCCGCCCGCCGGAACCUCGCCGCCGCUGCCGCUGCGGCCGCUCGCCGGAGGUAACCUCCAGCAGCGGCGACAGCGGCUCCGGUGACCGCGAAUUGUACGAAGAGGAGGAUUCCGCCACCGCCGCUGGCCGCCCCGUCGAACCUGACGGCGGCACCGUCUCCGGGGACCGUGAAAUUGGAAGUGCGGCACCACCAAGAUAUCAGGCAACUUCAACUGAAGGGGACAACAGCACGAAUGGAAAUUUAGAGGGAUUGCAAAAGAAUCAAUUGGGCACAAAUGGUUUCUCCAGUAGCAUGUCCAAGUCAGGUUACUCCAAAGCAUUUGAGGUGGAUUUGUCCCCUGAUAACGUGGCUGUUGCCACUGUUUAUUUUGUGCAAGGAGUUUUAGGUCUUUCCAGACUUGCUGUCAGCUUUUACUUAAAAGAUAAUCUUCAGCUUGAUCCAGCAGAGACUGCAGUUAUAUAUGGUUUCUCAGCUUUGCCAUGGUUGGUCAAGCCUCUUUAUGGUUUUAUCAGUGAUUCGAUCCCUCUCUUUGGGUAUCGAAGAAGGUCGUAUCUUAUUCUAUCAGGACUCCUAGGAGCAAUUUCGUGGAGUUUGAUGGCAACAAUUGUGGAUGAUAAAUACAGUGCAACGCUCGCUAUUAUUCUUGGAUCUCUUGCAGUUGCCUUUGCUGAUGUUGUGGUUGAUUCUAUGGUUGUUGAGAGAGCUCGAGGUGAGUCACAGAGUACAUCUGGAUCUCUUCAGUCACUAUGCUGGGGAUCCUCAGCCUUUGGAGGAGUUGUGAGUGCAUACUUCAGUGGUUCUCUAGUGGAUACUUAUGGUGUAAGAUUUGUCUUUGGUGUUACGGCAUUUUUACCCUUGAUGACAUCUGCUGUUGCAGUUCUUGUAAACGAACAACGUUUGCCUUCAAGGGAACGUUCCAUCUCUGUUUCAGGUUCAGGACUGAUUGAAAGCUCUAAGCAGCAGAUAAUGCAGAUUUGGUCUGCAGUAAAGCAACCCAACAUUUUCUUGCCCACCUUGUUCAUAUUCCUUUGGCAAGCAACGCCGCAAUCGGAUUCUGCCAUGUUUUACUUUGUCACGAAUAAGAUCGGGUUCACUCCAGAGUUUCUAGGCCAUGUCACGGUUGUUACAUCUGUUGCAUCCUUACUGGGUAUAGGAAUAUACAAUUCAUUUUUGAAGGCAGUUCCACUGAGAAAGAUAUUUCUCGUGACAACAAUUCUAGGUUCUGUCCUUGGAAUGACACAGGUUCUUCUUGUCACUGGGCUCAAUAGGAAGCUUGGUAUAAGUGAUGAAUGGUUCUCCAUUGGGGAUUCCUUGAUUAUCACAGUCCUCGGUCAGGCUUCCUUCAUGCCCGUGUUGGUGUUGGCCGCGAGGCUGUGCCCUAUGGGGGUGGAAGCGACGCUGUUCGCCACUCUGAUGUCCAUCUCCAACGCAGGAGGCGUCGCGGGCGGUCUGGUGGGCGCGGUCCUGACGCAGCUCCUGGGCGUCACCAAGGACAGCUUCGACAACCUGGCUCUGUUGAUCGUCGUCUGCAACCUCAGCUCUCUGCUGCCUCUGCCUCUCCUGGGCCUUCUCCCGGACGAAUCACCCGAUGCCGAGGCAAAAGUCGACUGAGGGUCGGAGUUUCUUGGAGGGAUUCAGACUCGUACAUAGCAAAUCUUUACAUGAACUCGUCCAUCAGGAGAUAGGAUCGGGACACAAACUUUAGCUGAUUCGUAGUAUAGCGGGAUGCCAUCUCUCUGUAGUUUUUUUUUGGCGGGAAUAUAGUUUUUGUUUUGAAUUGAUACCUUGAGAAUGAACACAAAUGUAGCAAGUCGUAAUAGUUCAAUCCAACACCGGAUUAAAAAGUAGUGGCAACAAAACAUUCUUGUUUUGUUCGCUCCACAACGAAACAGUACGUACCCCUGCAACAAGUACUGUAAUGUUUGUUUU